Molecule: messenger RNA, 1128 nt
Organism: Phanerochaete carnosa HHB-10118-sp
Lineage: Eukaryota; Fungi; Basidiomycota; Agaricomycetes; Polyporales; Phanerochaetaceae
Exons: 1
Coding region: 69-797 (242 amino acids)
Source: RefSeq, a predicted model, not a curated record
GUCACUCAUCGCCCUCGUCAUCGCAAUCCUCUGCUCGAGGCGAGAUUCCUCACGGAGGGAUGUUCCCCAUGGACCCGCCGUCGCCGCCUCGCUCAGCGUCGAGAGACACCGCCAUGCCCACCACGCUCAACUUUAUCCGACGGCCCGACAGUUACGCCACAAAUUCUCAGCAAGGCAGCGGUCGUCCACGGCGACCAUCGCAGAGCAUGCUCGUGAACGGCCCAUACACCUCGCCCACGGGCCAAUACCGCCCGGCUGCAACCGCUCACUCGUCAUCCGGAGGGUCGAGCUCAGCCUCAAGCUCGCGGAUGGUCUCUCACACAGCCUCGCUGGCCCACAUGUCCUCAGAAGACAUCGCCGCUAGUCUGACUUGCCCCGCCACUCACUCCAGCCCAGCCGCAGCGCCUAGCACCGCCGCGUCGUACAAUGGUCGUGGCAGUGGCAGAUAUGCAGUCCAGGGUCAGCUCGCUGGGUAUCCGCCGGAUUACACACCUCCAGGCUCCCGCCCUCACGAUCAGCCCGCCCCGUCCAGGGCCUACUACGGUGGCGGCGGAAUCUCGCAGGGACGCAGCACACAGACACAUUCCUCCCAGCACCCCUAUCAAUAUCAACGCAGCAGCCAUCCACCUCAGGCGGGUCCGAUGACCUCUAACCAAUAUGCCUGUAACUCUCCCUGGUCUCCGCAUCCCGGGUUUCCAAGUAGCUCGACCGCCAAUGGGAACGACCGGGGCCGGCCGUCUCGCCGUCGUGAGAUGGACAGAAAUUGGGACCGUAGCGAGAGCAAGCGAAGGGAUUGACAGUGGGAUAUCUUGUUCUCGUUGCUGAGGUUGGGAAUGCUGGUGACAGAUGCCGUGUCGCGUUGAAUGAUGGCCAGUCUUUUCUCCGCCUUCAGGCUGCUCUUAUAUAUGCCCGCUAUAAAACAGCAACCGGUGUUUUCCCUCUUUUUUUGUACCAUGCCUCGAGGCUCCGGCUCUCUCUGCAUCGCUUCGCGCACCGUGCCCAGUCGUAGCUACGGACGUCUGUCAUGCAUUUCCAUUGUUCUUCAUCGCCUUUACAAGUCUGUGCUUUGCGCCUCUCCCUCUGCUUUGUAGACUGAUCUGUCCCUUUAAUCAACGCGAACAUAUCUCU